Colletotrichum abscissum is the source of this 168-nucleotide messenger RNA. RefSeq lists its product as uncharacterized. NCBI's taxonomy places the organism in Eukaryota, Fungi, Ascomycota, Sordariomycetes, Glomerellales, Glomerellaceae. The record is from RefSeq and is a predicted model, not a curated record. The transcript has a single exon. The annotation marks the transcript as partial.
AUAGGGGUUAAAAAAUUUAGUAUAAUUAUUAUAAAAAAAAAAAGGGCCUAUUACUUCGCCCUUCUAACUAACAAAGAAUUUACUACUAUUAUAGAGGCUAUCUCUAUUACUAAAAAUUACGUACUAGCCUUUUUAAUCCUUAGUAGCUCUAUUUAUAUAGCUAGGUAA